UACUUCACGCUCUUUGGAGGCACGCUUGCCCCCUGGGUAUGCUUCCGCGAUCACCAGAGUCUCUUCCUUGCUGGCUCGGGCUGCGGAGAGCGAGAAGAUGAAGACGAAGGCCACCGCGCCGGUGCCCCAACCUGGGCCUAUCCGGAAGCUCGUUAGGAAGAAAGCCAAGAAGAAGUUCAAGAAGAGCAAAGCGCUGGGAGGAAGUGGGACUCCGGGAAGCCGUCCCGCAACUGUGGCAAGCCGACCGCCGAAGGCCCCAGAGAACUUUUCUCAAAAUUGGAAGGCGCUGCAAGAGCUGCUGAAACAAAAGUCAGAGGCCCCAGAAAAACCUCUUAUCUCUCAACUGGAUGACAAAAUACAUCACCAAAUAAUCCAGAAGAACAGAAAAAAAACCUCAGGAAAAUCAAAGGGAGACAAGAGGACAGAAGAAGACAAGCCCACUAGGGAUUCUGUUACAUCUGCACCUAAGAAGAGCAGGAAGACACCAGUACCUCCCACAAAUGCCUCUGGAACAGAGCAGAAGAAAGGAGCCGAGAAGAGGACACGCAGUGACCUCUCUUCUCACCAAGGGGACAUCAAGCAUAAGGGGAAAGCUAAGGAGGCAGCUGUCAUCCUGAGCCAGCCCACGCCCACUGAGGAAGACAUCUGGUUUGAUGAUGUGGAUCCAGAUGAUAUUGAGGCUGCUGUAGGCCCAGAGGCAGCCAUGCUGGUACGGAAGAGACUGGGGCAGAGGACGAGUACCAUCUCCCUGGUGAAGGAACAGGCCUUUGAUGGCUUGACAAAAGCCUUGGCCCUGGAUUGUGAGAUGGUGGGCGUGGGUCCCAAAGGGGAGGAGAGCAUCGCAGCCCGUGUGUCCAUCGUGAACCAGUAUGGGAAGUGUGUUUAUGACAAGUACGUCAAGCCAACUGAGCCAGUGACUGACUACAGGACAGCCGUCAGUGGGAUCCGGCCUGAGAACCUGAAGCAGGGAGAAGAGUUUGAAGUUGUGAAGAAGGAAGUGGCAGCAAUGUUGAAGGGCAGAAUCCUGGUGGGGCACGCGCUCCGCAAUGAUUUAAAGGUUCUGUUCCUUGAACAUCCAAAAAAGAAAAUCAGGGACACCCAAAAAUUCAAACCGUUCAGGAGUCUAGUAAAGAGUGCACGGCCGUCUCUGAAACAACUUUCUGAGAAAAUUCUGGGGCUCAGGGUCCAACAGGCAGAGCAUUGUUCAGUCCAAGAUGCCCAAGCAGCGAUGAGGCUUUACAUCAUGGUAAAACGGAAAUGGGAGAGCAUUGCUGCAGACCGGCGUGCCCCAGCCGCCACUCCACACCACUGCAACGAGUAUGCUUAGCACCAUCCUGCUGUCGCCGCCACCCUGUCCUGCAGUGACUCCUCGAUCCAGGGGCAGUGGGAUGGGGUUAUGAAGCCUAUCAAGUCUCUGCUUAGCAGGGACUCUGUCUCUGGUGAGCGUUCUCAGAGCCAUGGCUGCAGGCCUGUGGCAUGUGAGCUACUAGAACUUCCUCUUGGACUACUAGGGACUGGUCCUGCACUUGUGUGUUGACGUAGACUGGUCAGAUACGGGGCAGGAGUCAGGGGUGUAGGUUCGGAGGAGGGAGAGCAUCAUUGGAAUGGGUGAGUGUGCUGCAGAGCCUGUGUCUGCUGACCGCCUGUGCUACCACUUCACAAAGAGCAGAGCUGGUUUCCGCCAGAGCACUCAGCACCUUCCCUUAAGGAGCAAGAAGCGUCUUCUCUUGCAGGUAAGGGGAAAAGCUCUGCUGGAUCUAAGGGAUCCAGACUAAGGGCGUUCAGUUUGCUGCAAACCAGUCUGGUAGCCCAGCAACUGCCCAUUGAGGAUGUUCUUAAAGCUACUCUGCUGAAGGUACUUUCUCACUCCUAUGUCCUUUGCUUGGCCUAAGAUGUCAAAGUCCAGUUUGGUGUUCUCCAAGCAGUCCUUGGCAUGAGCCUUGGGGCACAGGUACACCCAGAGGUCUAAGACCCUAUCUACCACCUGGAAAAGUUUAAGCAGAAAGGCCAUCUUCCCACUGUCCUGCCAACAGCUUUUCUGGCUAGCAACAAGUACAGAAUGACCAGUGGACUUCAUGGGCUUACCUGACAACUCUUAGAACAGGUGCAGUCAUGCAUAUAAUGGCAGAUGUCUGCUUUUUUUUUUUUUUUCUUUUCUUUUCUUUUCUUUUUUUCGGAGCUGGGGACCAAACCCAGGGCCUUGCGCUUGUAGGCAAGCGCUCUACCACUGAGCUAAAUCCCCAACCUCAGAUGUCUGCUUUUUAACGCAGCUGUGGACUGAGAUGUGACUCAGAGAGCACUUGUUCAAUAUGUGUCAGACCCUGGGUUCCUUUCCCAGCACUGUCAAAAAUAAAUAGAUGGAUAAAAAUGGA
Messenger RNA from Rattus rattus (black rat), 2372 nucleotides. It is a transcript of the gene Rexo4, whose product is annotated as REX4 homolog, 3'-5' exonuclease. The coding region runs from base 98 to 1327 and encodes 409 amino acids. Gene Ontology annotation, cellular component: nucleus. Gene Ontology annotation, biological process: DNA catabolic process; rRNA processing. The transcript has 8 exons. Gene Ontology annotation, molecular function: nucleic acid binding; 3'-5' exonuclease activity. NCBI's taxonomy places the organism in Eukaryota, Metazoa, Chordata, Mammalia, Rodentia, Muridae. The record is from RefSeq and is a predicted model, not a curated record.